This is a messenger RNA of Pocillopora meandrina, 3944 nucleotides long. Lineage: Eukaryota; Metazoa; Cnidaria; Anthozoa; Scleractinia; Pocilloporidae. The record is from the annotation of a GenBank genome assembly.
CUCAAGAGAGACGCAGCAUACUUUUGCCGAGGAUGUGUGGUCGUUGGGAACAACACUGUAAUUAAUCAUUUGGGUUUGAGUGAAAUGGGGCAAAAGAAUUGCAAGUUAAAGCCUGAAUUAGUCACCGAACUGGUUCGCAAAACCUAUUGUGAGUCGCUGAUCUACAUUUCCAUUAUUGUAUCACUAUUGCAGCUUUUAUUUUAGUCAGACAGCUACAUGUAUGACGUCUAGCUGUCCUCAAUCGUUUGUCCACGAGGAAUCGAUUGGCGGCACUUCGUGUAUAUCACUUCGGGAAAUAUUUUUUUAAGGACUUCUUUUAAUUUAUUGUAUUUACUUCUGUUUCAGUCAGCGAGAAGGAAUUACAACAAUGGUAAGUUCCUGUAAUACAAAGGUGUUCGUGCUGCUCAAGAACAGAUGGCUCAUUUAAAAAAAUUAAGAGCUGUCGAUAACUUGAAUUCGGAAGUGCUAAUGUGAACGAUAUAUAUAUCUCACAUAGGUAUAAAGGUUUCCUCAAAGACUGUCCAUCGGGCAACCUUAAUGAAUUGGUAAGUAGAAUUUAGCUUAACAUUUGAGUAAUCUUCUAUGAACAUCAAAGUUGCGCGAUUUCGCGUUUAGUACGCUAAGGAAGUUACGUGAAGCACUGGAGUAACAUAGCGCUCUGAAGACUAUUAGAGGCGAUUUUGAAAAAUAAUUUGAAACUUGUUAAAAAGGUUGCAAGGAAAUUGCUCUUGUCUCUUCUAUUCUCAGGAGUUCCAGAAGAUUUAUAAACAGUUCUUUCCGUUUGGCGAUCCAUCCAAGUUUGCCUCUUUUGUUUUCAACGUAUUCGACGAAAAUAAGGUAAAUAUAUUGACUGAACAUGAAUUUCCCUCGAAAAAAUCUCCUGGACUUGUUAGUCAAAAGUUUCGUAAAAUAUCUGGAUUUUAUUUUUCUACAAACGUGGCGAAGUUAAGCCAUCGAAACAUGCUGUGUUGACAAUUGAUAUCUUGUUUUUUCAGAGAACAGCAUGUGUUGUAAAACAUCUUGUAUAAAUUUCAUGAAUGAAACUAAUUUGUUUAAUUAUAUUCCAAACAAUUCUAGCGAAUACCGAUCAGAGAUUGAAGCUAAUUUUACAACCUUUUGGUGAACUAAGAUGUAUUGUGGUAUGGAAACUGGGAGGAAGUUCCUUUUUAUCGCGACGUGGAACCGGUGGCUUUAGUAUCGCACGAAAUCAGACUGUUUAUUCUCAUUAUAAUUGCAGAUAAAUCGGUCUUAUUACGUAUUUCAAUUCACAACAUUCCCUGCCGAAAUUCGUAAUUAUAAACAAUAACUUUUUUCUGUCUCAUUUAAAUUUUCCAUGCUACCAUUGACACCAGUGGAAAAGUGUCCCUAGAGCGUGUUCGAAGACUCGACAUGACUAAUUACCGUUGAGAAUUCAAGCGUGAAUGGUUUCCUUUAUCGCCAGUUGCUUUCACAGUAUACAUACGAAGUAGCUCAAUGAUUUUUCGAGUAUCGUGAAGGAUUAGUGGUCACGGAAGAAUGGUUUUGCUAUAAGGAGAAAGUUUAUGAAAACGCACCAUAAUCUUGAAUUUAUAAUAUUUUAUUUAAAGAAUGUACAGUACUUAGUUUUUGUCUCUUAAAUUAGUCGAUCGUCACUUCGACCUUCAUUAUUUAUCCUUGAGAAAUGAUUUUAGUCUUUAUUCUAAAAUCAUAAACGCACUCUCCAUAUUGAGCGAGAAAAAAAUCACAGGCAUGAAACUCAGAAUUCAAAGUUUAAGGCUUAGUAUUACUUUUAUUUUGCGAUCGCUACACCGAAAUAGACCGCAACUUCGUGUUUUGAUUGUUGCAAAAGAUAUUAAGUCCUCUGCCUGUGAUGUCAGACAGACACUACCUUAAAAAUCGUCGGACGAAAAUUAAUAACUGAGAAAUCAAACCUUUGUAUUUUUAGAACUUUAAAAAUUCUUAAAAUUUGGAUUGUUACCGAAAACACUGUGCCACACGAAUGUGCAUUAUAUCAAUAACUAGAAAAUGUGUUCCAUGUUAAGUGACAAACCCCUGGAGAUAAAUAUUGUUGUGGUUAAAUUUAGUGCUUGUCUUCUUUAUGGAAAAAGAAAAGGUACCAUCCACAAUGACAACACAAAGAGUGAAAAAUAAGCAAAAGUAUUUUAGGAAGAUUGCCAAAACAUUUUUAAAUACAGGUGAGGAGCAAAAUUUUUAAAAUUUUUAAGUUUUUCUCCUACUUUUCAAUAAUUGAUAAACCUUGGUAUGAUGCAAUUUUUCAAGAAAAUAGAUUUUUCAAUGUUACAUUUAUGCAAAUCUUAUUACUAAGCAGAUAUUCUAUAUCCCCUUUUACAAAGACUUAAUCCUUGGUAGGCAAAUGAUUAACCUACCUACAAAAUCAUUCAUUUCAAAACAUCAUGGAUUGUGAAGUGUCAUUUGUAUGCCUUCUUUCCAUAAGCCAUGUCUAAAUUAUUCAAGUAAGAUCUCUGUUAUAGUGCUUUUUCAUGAUUCAUGUGCUCACAAUGGAUAAAAAAAAUGAUUGAUCUACAGACAUCAAGAGACAAGAGACAAUUGAAAAAUUAAGGGUUGUCAGACUAUUUUAGCCCUGCGUUGUUAUUAAUAGAUUUUCACCAUUUGAUUGAAUGAGCAUUUAGAUUUGUAUCACAAUUAUCAUGGACAGCAAUAAGAAGGGCAUUUUAUUCAUAAUAUAGGUAUGAAUUCCAGAUUUCCCUCAUGAUGGAGAUUUGCCAUGAGAUUAAUAUCCCAAUGAGGUCAAACUUAAAUUUGAAGAAUCAUUUUUGACCCUAAUUCUUCCUCCAACACUAAUCCAUUUUCUGGCAGAACAGUAAUAUUUUUUUAUUUCAAACCACAUCUUCAGUCCUAAAAUCAUGAGAAUAGACAACAAACAUUGCAUUUCAUAAAUAUUUAGAUCCUAGGAGUGUAUGGGUUAAUACAGAUGAAUCUUAUCUUUGAUUUUCACAUGGUGAAAAGCUGACAUUUUUGUUAUUUUCACCUUAGGAUGGAACUAUUGAAUUUAGAGAGUUUAUUUGUGCUCUGUCAGUAACCUCAAGAGGAAGUAUUGAUGAAAAACUGCAGUGUAAGUGACUUGUACUUUUCUAAUAUGAGGUUAUUAACUGUGUCAGUAGUAAUACCUAGCCCAUAUUUACCUUUUUGUUAAGUGUGGGGAAUUGUGAGGGAGAUGAAAAGUGAAAUAUUGAUAAUUCAUAAAACUACUUAAAAUAAUCAAUUCUAAGUCUAUAAGCCCAUUGUCUGACAGACAAAUAUCUAUCAGAGGUUUUGUAUUGAUUAAUUUUUUUAAUCCAAGAUAUGAAAAAAAAAUUUUUUUCAGGGGCUUUUAAGCUGUAUGACUUGGAUGAUGAUGGUUAUAUAACCAAAGAGGAAAUGCUUCAUAUAGUGGAUUCAAUUUACAAAAUGGUGGUAAGUGAGGGAACUUGUUCUCUCUACAGCUGUACAUUGUCAACCCUUUGGCCCCUGACAGUGACCUGCCUCUAAUUUCUCACAAUAUCACCCCCAAAUCUUUCCUUAAGGUCUCAAGAAUAAAAGAAAUGACCACCUACUAAAGAAGCUCUAGAUUAUUAAACAAAUUCUCCUUGUCAGCACCUCAGGAAAUUAUAAAGAACAGCAGUGAGAAUAUACAUACUGAAUGUGAUGCAAUAGGGGUAAAGGGUCAACACACAAGUUUUAGCCGUGAGGAUUGGAAUACUGGCAACCAGUGUAGACAUUUUAACAACUAAUUUUGAUUCAGUAUAUAAAAAAACCUUAAAGAAUUUACUCUUUUACAGGCCACCAUGGUAAAGUUACCAGAGGAUGAAGAUACUCCAGAAAAGAGAGUGAAUAGAAUUUUUAAUCAAAUGGAUACUGUAUGUACAGUAAAUACAUUUAAUUACAUUAAAAAGACACAUAGAAAGGAAUAUUUCAUAAAUUUGUCUAAGUAUGUGUUUUUGUAG